AUGGGGGCAACGAUGAAGACAUUUGAAACACAAGUGGGUCAAUUGGCCAAUACUAUGAAGAAUCAAUUGUCCAGAUAUUUUCCUAAUGACAUAGAGAAGAAUCUGAAAGAGUGCAAUGCCAUUACUUUGAGAAGUGGAAAAGAAUUGGAAGCUUCUAUUGUUGAAAAGAAAAAGAUUGAGGAAAUCCCCAAGAAAUGUGAGAAGGAAGAAAUCAAGCCAAAGGAAGAGAUUCUGAAGAAAGAGCCAUUGGUGGUUAGGUCGAGUUCUAUUACUUUUCUGGAUAAUCCACCUAAGAUUACUACUCCAUUGCCAUUCCCUCAACGAUUUUAUAAGAAGGAGAUUGAUGAAAAAUUUGAGAAGCUCCUGAAUAUUUUCAGGAAAAUCCAUAUUAAUAUUCCUUUUGUGGAUGCUCUUGAACAAAUGCUAAAUUAUUCUAUGUUUAUGAAGGAUGUGAUAUCUAAGAAGCGUAAGUUAGAGGAUUAUGAGAUAGUGAAGCUAAUGGAAGAAUGUAGUGCCAUUCUCAAGAGACAAUUACCGAAAAAGUUGAAGGAUCCAGAAAGUUUUAUAAUUCCAUGUGUGAUUGGUGAGGUACAUAUUGAGAAGGCCUUGUGUGAUUUGGGUGCUAGUACCAAUCUAAUACCUCUCUCUAUCUUUUGGAAACUCAAUCUUGGAGAGGUCACACCAACUACUAUUUCCUUACAAUUGGUAGAUCGUUCUUUAACAUAUCCUAGAGGUAUUAUUGAAGAUGUUUUAGUGAAGAUUGAUAGAUUCAUUUAUCUAGUUGAUUUUGUUGUGCUUGAUAUGGAGGAAGACCAAGAAAUUCCUAUAAUCUUGGGAAGACCUUUUCUUGCAACCGGAAAAACUUUGAUUGAUGUCCAUGGUGGUAACUUGACUCUAAGGGUGAAUGGCGAAGAAGUAAAGUUCAACAUUAGUAAUGCCAUAAGGUUUCCCAAGGAGCAAGCAGAGUGUAAGAGAGUGGAUGUAGUUACUCCAUGUUUAAGAGAUUUUUUAUGA
Humulus lupulus (European hop) is the source of this 1014-nucleotide messenger RNA. RefSeq lists its product as uncharacterized. The coding region runs from base 1 to 1014 and encodes 337 amino acids. The record is from RefSeq and is a predicted model, not a curated record. Lineage: Eukaryota; Viridiplantae; Streptophyta; Magnoliopsida; Rosales; Cannabaceae. The transcript has a single exon.